Molecule: messenger RNA, 645 nt
Organism: Knipowitschia caucasica
Lineage: Eukaryota; Metazoa; Chordata; Actinopteri; Gobiiformes; Gobiidae
Source: the annotation of a GenBank genome assembly
AUGCUUUCAUCCCUUGCUGUGAGCCCACAACAGAAGGAAGCCAUUGAGAGAGCCACAGUUGGGCAAACUAAGAAUGCCUUAUGGAUGGCAUAUCGCAGGAAGAGAAUAACAGCCAGCAACUUUGGUCUUGUGUUGGCAGCAGUGAAGAGGAACUCUUACCCUCCUUCAUUAUUCAAAACCCUGCUUGGUCAUUACAAUCUCAAGCAGGGAGCUCAUGCUUGUGAUUGGGGAAUCGUGCAUGAGCAAAAGGCAAAAGAAGAGUAUAUGAAGCGCACUGGUGUGACCUUCCAGGAGAGCGGCGUGUUUCUCUCUGACAGUGGCCUGCUUGGUGGCUCCCCAGAUGGGCUAGUAUCUGAUGACUGCAUCAUUGAGGUCACUGGCGAAGGUUGUGACUCCAUUGGGGGCCACACCAAUCAGAGCCUUAAGUGUGUUGAGAUGGUUGUGGGGAUUGAGGUAUGGUGUGGGUGUUGGGGGAUGGUGGGGUUGUAUUAUUGUAAGGUGGUGGUGGUGAGUAGAUGGAAGAGGGGGGGGGGGUGUGGGGAUGGGGGAGGUGUAGAAGGAAUGGGAUGUGUUUUGGGAGGGGAUAAGGGAGAAGGGAGUGGGGUGGAGGGGGGGUUUGAGGGGGGUGAAUUUGUAGAGGUUUAG